Messenger RNA from Spirodela intermedia, 5975 nucleotides. Lineage: Eukaryota; Viridiplantae; Streptophyta; Magnoliopsida; Alismatales; Araceae. The record is from the annotation of a GenBank genome assembly.
AUGAAGACCAAAGACAGGAUCGCCUACUUCUACGACGGUGCUCCUCUCUCUCUCUCUCUCUCUACGAGCUCGCCCGCAUGGUUCGCUUCCGUCUCUGUAGAGCCCUUUCGCCCUGAGUUUUGAGAGAGCUAGUGGAGAGCGUACUGAUAAUUACGGGAGUCGAAUAUGAGAUCACGCGGGAGGUUGCGGAUAUUUACCGCUCUGGUUCAGAGUAGAGUCAAUGUGAAAUAAUUGGACGAAAAAUAAAAUGGACAAAAAAGAAACUGUUGUCUGGAGUCGCACGUCGUCAUAGAAGCAGAGAGGUUGGCAACGCAAUAAGUAGAUUUAAGAGAGGGGGAAAUAUAUAUAUAUUUUUUAGAAGAAAUUGGAAUCCAACCGAAGAAUUACAACAAAUCGUGGCGUCCUGAAAGUCAUUGGAUGCUAGUGCUCCAUUCUUCACUGGACUCUCUUCUCUCUGAUUUCAGAAGACUGUGCAGUAUUUCCUUAUUUGUCUUGCUUUUGAUCUGGCUCUUGUUGCUGUUUCAGGAGACGUGGGCAAUGUUUAUUUUGGACCAAACCAUCCAAUGAAGCCUCAUCGCCUCUGUAUGACUCACCAUCUUGUGCUCUCUUACGGACUCCACCAGAAGAUGGAGAUAUAUGUUAGUCAUAUACAGUGAUUUCGUUACUGUAAAUGACCCACCCACGCGCGUGUCGAUGUACUUGAAGCUGUCCUGCUGAAUUUCCUUCAUUAUGUAUGCAGCGUCCGCACAAGGCAUAUCCUGUUGAGCUUGCCCAGUUUCACUCGACAGACUAUGUGGAAUUUUUGCAUCGGAUUACUCCAGACAAGCAACAUCUAUUUCCAAAUGAAUUAAAAAAAUGUACGAGUGAGAGGCAUGCAGUUAUUUCCUCUCAAUGCAUAAUUUUUACAAGCGUCUUUAAGAGAGUUUCAGUUUCUAUGCUAAGCUGAACUUUGGAGCCCGGCUGCCAGUAUAUCAAUUUUUUUGCUUCUAAAUUAUACUCAGUCCUUGCAUUCUGUUACAUCUCUUUUCCAAAAUUUUGCAAAAAUAACUUGGAAUAAGAUUCACAUUUGCUGCAUUAUCAUGAAGAAAGGGACUCGAUGAGUAUUUUUUAUGCUAUGCACCCUGAUCCCAUCAGUUCAUCUUUGUCAAAUCUUUCUUUUUUCGGGCGCUAAAAGCUUCUUUUUGCAGAUAAUGUCGGGGAAGACUCCCCCAUAUUUGAUAAUUUAUUUGAGUUCUGUCAAAUUUAUGCUGGCGGCACGAUAGGUAAUAGCAAAUUUCACAAUACAAAAUAUUUUUCCAGGUGGGAUUAUAUUUCAAUUGCUUGAUUUUGUUUUUUAGAUGCUGCACGGAGAUUGAACAAUGGGUUAUGUGACAUUGCCAUUAAUUGGGCUGGUGGCUUGCACCAUGCAAAAAAGUGUCAGGCCUCUGGUUUUUGUUACAUCAAUGACUUGGUUUUAGGGAUUCUGGAACUUCUUAAGUAUCACGCUCGAGUUCUCUAUAUUGAUAUUGAUGUGCAUCAUGGAGAUGGAGUUGAAGAAGCCUUCUAUUUCACAGACAGGUAAAGUAAAAUUCCAUUUCAAAUCCAUGUGUUUAUUUAGUUAGAUUUACAGGAUAAUUGCGAUGUGUUUGAAGAGAAAGUGCAUGAUGCACAUGGAUUAAUGUAGUACGGUUUAUAGUAAUAGCCUUACUUGUUUUUCAGGGUGAUGACUGUUAGUUUUCACAAAUAUGGCGAUAUGUUCUUUCCUGGAACAGGAGAUGUUAAGGUAACUUUUUUCUGCUAUCUUUAUAGCUUACUACUAUGGUAGUGUAUGUAGUGUAUGAAGAUGUGAGAAUCUCAUCUUUUGAGCUACUUUGUCUGGUGUCAUCUUGUUUUAUUUAGUGGAUCGUGAAUUAUAAGAAAUGCUUGAGAGUUGCCAAUUUCCUUAUUUAGUUGCAUCCUCUGUGCUUUUAUUUUAGAAAAGUACAUCUGUCACUGCAGAUUAUUCUAAUUCUUGUGCAUGUUUCCAUCAGAUAUAGUUCUUCUUCGUAACAAAGUGCAAUGAGAUAACUGCACUUGCUUGGAUUUUACAGGAAACAGGAGAAAGAGAGGGAAAAUAUUAUGCCAUAAAUGUUCCACUCAAGGAUGGCAUAGAUGAUAAUAGUUUCACUCGCCUUUUCAAAACAGUAAGUUCAAAUAAACGGCUUCAUCUUGCAGUAGAAAAUUGAUGUAAAAAAAACGGGUCUGGGUUUUCUCGAGUUACCAUUCUUUUUUAGGGUUUCAGCAGAAUAUGUUCGUAUGCAGAUCAUUGCGAAGGUUGUUGAAAUAUAUUCGCCAGGAGCUAUUGUUCUCCAGUGUGGUGCUGACUCACUUGCUAGGGAUCGCCUGGGCUGCUUCAAUCUGUCCAUUGAUGGUGCUCGUCCUUAUCUUAAUCUUUUUUCUCAUUGUCAUCUAUGUGUUGCGCUACAAGUGGUUCUUAAAUCCGAAAAUAAUGACAGUAACGGUGGAAGUAAUUUUUUGUCCUUCAAGAGGCAAUCACUUGGGUUAACUAAUACGUCAUCAUCAUGAAAAUGUUUGAAGUGAAUAUUUACGUUGCCUUUUUGUUUAUCUUACUUAUUAACACUGGAAACACCAAAAUGCUAGGCUUCGAAUUUUAUGUUGUUUUAAUUUUCCAUGUUCGCAGCUAUCCUUUAGUGUUUGGCCUGGGUACAAGAUAUCCAGGCCAGCCUAAGAAAUUUGAGAUUAUCUGUAUUGGUUAAAUAUUUGAAUCCCUGGAAAGAAAAUUAUUGUCUCUGUAUAGGAAUCCUGCGUCCUGGGUCUUGAAUGAAAAUUGACUUAAACGGUUGGAAAGCAGUAUGGAAAAAAAAAUCUGAAAUUUUUGGGUUGCCACGAAUAAGCUGUCCAUUAACAACGCAUAAGGACCGCCAAUCUGAUUCCCAUGCUACCCUGAGUAGAGAGAGGCCUAUUAGGAUCUCUAAAAAGACCAAGGUCUCUUCUGGCAUCCCUGCCCAUUACGUAAAAGAUUUAAGCAGCUAACAACAAGGUGGCAUCAAUCAUGGGUAUCUGGUAGAAGAAGAGGGACUGGUAUGGAGAUUGCUGGCGAUUUACCACUGGCUAAAAUAGGUCAAACUAUUGAUGAAUCUUGAAGUGAAGUGAUAAGACAACAAAGGGGUUUUCCCCUUCGCAAAAUGCUUCUCUACAAUAAGUUGAGUAAUAAUUGUUUUUAUGGGAUUUGUGCCACCAUAAGAAAGGUAACAACACUUGAGGACAUUGUUGAAUUUUGGGCCUUAGCCCAAGUUCUAAUAAUACUCCACGUGGUCUUAAAGCCAGUGGUCAUAAUGCAAUAAGGCUUUAUGAGGUGAUAAAAUGAUAACGUGAGAUCAUAUAUAGGCUUAGAACUCAACAAGUUACAGAGUUAUAAUAAGAUCUUAUAGGGGUCCAGAGACAGGUAGUCAAAAAAUUCAGUAUGUCGCCAUGUAGGCUUGGAGCAUACUUUUCAAAGGAUCUUUGAGGACCUUAUUUAGACUCGGAGUUAAAUGCUGGUUAAAAAGAUUUAGUUAGACCAUAUGUGAAAACUGAGUCCUCUGGCGAAAGAAUCUGAUAAGACGUCAAUAAGACAAGUUCCAGUGAUCUAAAGAUCUAUGAAGACCUUAUGUGGUAGUGGUUGGAAGUUUCAAGAAGACCGUACUUACUUAUGAGAGUAUAGAAUCCGGUAGUCAGAGAAUUUAAUAAGACCUAACGUGGGCUUAACCUCCAGUAGUCUAAGCCAAUGUCACGAGGCCUUAGAGAUUUUGGUGAGCGUCUUCAACAAUUCUCAGGAUCAAAAUUUGAUCAAACUGAAUAAGUGAAGAGAUGGUUGAAGAAUGGGCUGCUUAUGCAUGGGUUGGACUUGGACUUGUGAGUUCGGCAUGGGGGUUAGAAGAGUCCGAUAGGACAAGAUGGAACAAGUUCUCAAGCUAUCUUAUAGGACAGAAGCCAAAGCAGAGUUUAUCAAUAAGCCCAGCAACCAAAAACGUUCUCUCAAGUCUCUCAAGAAUAUAAAAUAUAACAAGAAUUAUGACUUGUUGGGAAAGGAGACAGCCUUUAAGAGGCAAAAUAAUCCCCUUGUUUAAGUAAAUUUGAUCACAGAAGAAGCAGAAGAGACAGCUCUUAUUCUAAACUUUUCUUUGAAAUUCUCAUUUCUUGUUCUACACUUAGUAAGAGGAUCAAAGCUGCUCAUUCCAUUUGACCGAGCCAGUAUAUGUCAUGUUCGUGCCAGUAGAGUUACUGAUACCAUCAGAAUAAAUGAGUGCGAAAUGCCAGUCAACUUAUGCCAUGAUCAUAGUGUCAUAAUAAGGAAUUUUAUAACAUUUAAUCUUGUAUUAAGCAAUAAGUUGCACGGCGAAAGUCCUGUCGACAUUCUGCGAUUCGCAAAUCACUCUCAUUGAUUACAAGGUGUGAUCAUAUAAUUCACUCAAAGUGGAAAUGUGGCAUUUCACUCUUCUUCGCAAUAAUUCAAAUGUAGUCCCCUAUAUAUAAUACACUUUUCAUUCUUAUAUUUACUUUUUCAAUGUUUGCUUAUGCUUUGAUUGCUUUCUUUCUCGCAGGGCAUUCCGAAUGUGUAAAGUUCGUAAAAAAAUUUAAUUUACCUUUAUUGGUAUGUAUCAUUUUCCGCUUUCCCUUUCAUGUUUCUGUCUUCAGAAUAAGAGUCGAUUAUGUGCAAUGUUCUUCUGAAGGUCACUGGGGGUGGAGGAUACACAAAGGAGAACGUAGCUCGAUGUUGGACUGUUGAGACUGGCGUCCUAUUAGAUACAGAACUUUCGAAUGGUAUGGUACCUUUUUUAAUUUAUAUAAGUCUAAUCUGUUGGGACGCACAAUUUGAGUGAAGUGAGACAGGGUAUUUAUUAAUUCAUUAAUUCAUUAAUCUAUCUUAAAGAACAAAAAUAAAAUAAAAAUGGCGUAUAUUUCUAAGGUUAAGCCUAUAAAAGGUUUCUUCAUGCAUACUAUAGCUUCUCUAUCUCCUCCCUGCAGAAAUUCCAGACAAUGACUAUAUCAAGUAUUUCGGUCCAGACUACUCUUUGAAGAUUCAGAGUUCAAAUCUGGUAAGUGACUGGGUCCUUGACGCUGAAGAGCACAUCUUCAGCUCGGCCGAUUUACUUCUAGUUGCUGGUCCUGAACUGCAACUGUUGGAACUAUAUUCACUGAUUUCCGCCUCUGCCUUCAAAUUCAUAAAACUUGUUGGCUGUGUGGACCCUGUUUUAAGCGGCAAGUUGUGGAUUCUCAUGCUGCCCAGUUGAAUUUCUUCGUGUUCUAUGAUCAGGAGAACUUGAAUAGCAAGUCAUACAUCAGUGCGAUAAAGAGUCAAGUAUUCGAGAACUUGCGGUGCAUACAACAUGCUCCAAGCGUGCAGAUGCACGAGGUACCAAUCCAACCUUGACUGCUUCUGGGUUAUGUUCUUCUUGCCUUUAGCUAUCAAGGAAUUUUGUCAGAGUUCCUGGGUGCUGCAAUCAUUAUUACUUCAGAAAUUAGUUUCCGGAUUGAAUUCGGUCAGUGCUUAAAGUAAAGUUGUUUGGCAUUCAUAAUUUUUAGAAAUAUGAGGGGGGUGGUUCUUACUGAUCUUGUUGCAGGUGCCUCCCGACUUCUACAUCCCAGAUUUUGAUGAAGCUGAGCAGAAUCCUGAUGAGAGAAUGGACCGUAAGUCAACCUUCUUCCCCCAAUAAGCAGUGAUUAUUGUCGGGUGAUAUGGCUCAUGAGGAUCCAGGUCCCCCGUGAUAGACUUUGGGCCGCAGAAGUCAGCGCAGAAGCUGACUUUUUCUUGGGCAUAGAAAGCUUGUUUUCCUCGAAUGAAACUCCUCUUCCUCCUGAUUGUUUUCUUUUUUAAUGCCACCGGGAGGAUUUGAGCAGAAGAAGUAAUCCGUGGUCGUUGUCCUCCCUUUUCAGAGCAUGCUCAAGACAAGCAGAUUCAGCGCGACGAUGAGUACUACGACGGCGACAACGACAACAUGGACGACGGCACCUAA